CGCGACGCCUGGCAGAUACCCGAGCUAUGAACCGCAACGUGCGAGGGGACAAUGUAGAGUUCACGGUCAAGGCCGUGGAAGACCUGGUUCUCUCGGGCACGGAGCGCUCCGUGGUCCGCGUCCCGGCCAACAACAUGUACUCGUGCUUGAUGCAGAAGACCCAGCGCUUCUCGUCGCUCUUCCGCCACUACAGCAAGCACCAUGGCCUGCCCCGGGAGUCGCUGGACUUUUGCUUUAUGAACCUCCUCAGCCUCGAAGAUUCGCCCGAGUCGGUGCACCUGCAAAAGAACGACGUGAUACACGUUCGCCACCGCCGCCCGCUGGCCAUCGUACCACCACCUCGCCUGUCGGACGAAGAGUACUUUACGUCGAUGCGUCGCCUCCUCGAGAGUGGCGACAAUAGCGAUGUGGUGUUGCGGGUUGGGGCGGACGCCAAGGAGCUGCGCGGCCACAAGCUCAUUUUGACGACGCGCUGCGAAGUCUUUAACGCGAUGCUUAGAUCAGACUCGAUGCGGGAAAGCGAAAACGGCGUUGUGGUCUUGCGAGACGAUUGCCCGGACAUGGUCCGCCGGCUCCUCGAAUUCAUCUACACGAACCGGAUCGCCGACCUAGCCAUGCUCACCGCGACGCAACUCAUUGACCUUCUCGCACUCGCCGAACAGUACCUCUUGCGCACGAUGAAGGAACUCUGUGAAGCCGCGGCCGUCGAACUCAUCUCGAACGACCACUGCGCCAAGCUCCUCAGCGCCGCCGAGCGCUACAACGCGCAGUUCCUCAAGGACUCGUGCGUCAAGCACAUUGUCGAAAACAUGCAAGACGUUGUCGACGAAGACGCCUUUUGCCACGAAAUCCAGCAGUGCCCAUCGCUCGCGAUCAUCAUCAUGAAGGCCCACAGCGCCCACAGCACGUCCUUCUCGCCCGAGCCCGCGGCCAAGCGGCGACGCUUCAACAUGCCCAACGAAGAGUCCGACUACGAGUGAAGCGCGGGCUGUGUUUGUAUUUAAUGUCCACAAACGUACAUGCGACGACGCCUUAAGUGUGUCCUAGCACGUCGCGGGCCUGAGAUGUGGCGGAGACUCGCGGAAGCAGCAGUAGCCAGCCGCUGUCGAUCGA
Molecule: messenger RNA, 1113 nt
Organism: Saprolegnia parasitica CBS 223.65
Lineage: Eukaryota; Oomycota; Saprolegniomycetes; Saprolegniales; Saprolegniaceae
Exons: 6
Coding region: 27-980 (317 amino acids)
Biological process (GO): regulation of proteolysis; proteasome-mediated ubiquitin-dependent protein catabolic process
Cellular component (GO): cytoplasm
Molecular function (GO): ubiquitin protein ligase binding
Source: RefSeq, a predicted model, not a curated record